Messenger RNA from Morus notabilis, 1083 nucleotides. RefSeq names its product NDR1/HIN1-like protein 13. The transcript is spliced from 3 exons. Gene Ontology annotation, cellular component: plasma membrane. Lineage: Eukaryota; Viridiplantae; Streptophyta; Magnoliopsida; Rosales; Moraceae. The record is from RefSeq and is a predicted model, not a curated record. Bases 1 to 1083 code for a protein of 360 amino acids.
AUGGCGGAGCGGGUCCCACCUCCCGCCGAUCAUGAACAUGAAAACGACACACUCGAUCGUGAACCCAAUGGUAUUUACAAUGGCGAAAACGACAAGUAUUUCUCCCAAUUCCCAAAAUCCGAAACUACUACUACCAACUCUAAUUGCUUUGGCCGCGUCCACGCCACUUACGUCGUCCAAGUCCCCAAGGACCAAAUCUACCGAGUCCCUCCCCCCGAGAACGCCGCCAUCGCCGAACGACGUCAUAACCCCACCAAAAACGACAACAAGAAAAUCAAGCCCUGCACCUCUCGCUGCUGCUGCGUCCUCCUCUUCGCCACCGUCAUCGUCCUAGCUCUUGGCCUCAGCGCAAGCGUUCUCUCCGCCUAUUUUAAGCCCCGGAACCCCAACUUCUACGUCGAACGCGUCGACGUAGCUUUCAACAACACUCUGCAUGAUCCUCACCACUCGCGCGAUUCGCGAGCUUGCAACGUCACGUUGAGAUCCGAGAACACGAACGCAAAAGUCGACGUGUCGUACAGAGAAGGCGGAGUCGUUUCGCUUUGGUUUAGGGAACGGGAAAUCGGUGUUGGGGAAUUCCCGGAGUUUUAUAACGCGCGUGCGAAUUCGACGGUGUUUGAUGUGGCGCUUCGUGGAAAGAAUGCCGACGUCGUUGUUGAUAGGUUGAGGAAGGAGAUGGAGAAGAAGAAACAGAAAGGUCGCGUAAAAUUGUCUCUGAAGAUGGAGAACAUCACGGCCAGAACAGAUCAAGUGUGGACGUGGAUUACUGGGAUCGUGAAAUUAGUUGCUGCAUGCGACGUGACGGUGGAUUCUUUGGCCGCAUCAGGUUCUCGUGUUCUGUCUCAGGAAUUUUUUUUGGAGGAGUAUGUGAAAAAUGCGCUUAGUAGAUUCAACAUGGAUGAUGCCAAAUUAAUGAGUACUCCUUUAGCUAGUUACUUCAAACUAUCAAAGGAAAAGUGGCUUAUGACAAAGCAGGAGCAGGACUACAUGGCCAAGGGCUAUGUAGAUGCUGACAUGGCUGGUGAUAUUGAUGGCAGAAGACAGUUGCUCUCUCCACUAUUGAGGCAGAGUAGCAUUGAUUGA